Messenger RNA from Kluyveromyces lactis, 375 nucleotides. RefSeq lists its product as uncharacterized. Lineage: Eukaryota; Fungi; Ascomycota; Saccharomycetes; Saccharomycetales; Saccharomycetaceae. Bases 1 to 375 code for a protein of 124 amino acids. The transcript has a single exon. The record is from RefSeq and is a predicted model, not a curated record.
AUGUUAGUGGAAGAUUCAUUGGAGUUAUGUCAUGUGAAGAGUAUCCUAAUUGAUUCCUCGGGUUUUGAUCAGCGUCAUAGAAUAGAUUCUAUAUUUUUUUUCUAUCAGAACAUAACCAUCGCAGCUGUUUCAAUUUCUAAACGAAAGGCAAAGCUCGAUUAUCAAAAGAACCGUCCGGUGAUAAAAUGUGUGAGAAUCAAUACCACAUCUAACAAGUUUAAAAUUUGUGCAUCGAAAAGUAAUUACCAGCAGGAUACCUGGGGAUCUGUUUGGUAUCCCCGUUGUCAAUUGACUACGUCUUGGCUACUCGAUACUCAUCAGGUGUUGCAUUGCAAAAGUCCGCAGAUCAUCCGAACUCUGCAGAAACCUGCGUAG